AAAUUAAGCACAACAAACAAAAACAGACACUUGAGAGUAGAAAAUUAAAGGAAAAUAUGGGUUCUGAAAAUAUGAAGCUUCCAAUUAUAGACUUCUCUCAUGAAGAUUUAAAGCCAGGCACUCAUGUAUGGAACCAAGUGAAAAGUCAAGUCCACAAAGCACUAGUAGAAUAUGGUUGUUUUGAAGCUUCAUUUGAUAAAAUUCCAAUACACCUUAGAAAAUCCAUUUUUGAAUCCUUACAAGAGCUUUUUGAUCUCCCUUUACAAACCAAACUUAGAAACAUUUCCAAAAAACCAUUCCAUGGCUAUGUUGGACAAUAUGCUCAAGUUCCACUCUAUGAAAGCAUGGGCAUUGAUGAUGCUAACAUACCUCAUAAAGCUGAAAAAUUCACUCAAAUUCUUUGGCCCCAAGGAAAUCCUACGUUUUGUAAAACUAUUCAAUCAUAUUCAGAGCAACUAUCAGAGUUAGACCAGACAAUAAGAAAGAUGAUUUUGGAGAGUUUAGGUGUUGAAAAGUGCAUGGAUGAGCAUAUGAAUUCGACCAACUACCUUCUUCGAGUGAUGAAGUAUAAAGGACCACAAAGCAGUGAAACUAAACUAGGACUAAAUGCUCACACGGACAAGAAUAUUGUUACUAUAUUAUACCAAAAUCAGGUUAAUGGUCUUGAAGUUUUGUCCAAAGAUGGCCAAUGGAUCAACGUUGAUCCUACACCAGAUACUUUCACUGUCAUGAUUGGAGAUUCACUAUAUGCAUGGGCAAAUGGCCGAUUGCAUUCACCAUUUCACAGAGUAAUGAUGAGAGGAAAUGAAGCAAGGUAUUCAGUUGGUUUAUUUUCAAUACCUAAAGCUGGAUAUACGAUAAAGGCACCAGAAGAGCUGGUAGAUGAAGAGCAUUCUUUACUCUUUAAGCCCUUUGAUCAUGUUGAAUUCCUUGCUUUCUACUACACUGAAGAAGGCCAAAGAUGUGCAUCUGCUUUGAAGACCUAUUGUGGUGUCUGAAUUUAAUUUACUUUGAUUAUGUUACUAGCUAGGAGAAUAAAUAUGUAUUAUGCUCUCCUUGUGAGUAUAUACUCCCUCCGUUCAUUUUUAUUUUAACACGUUUUCAUUUUUUCCAGAGGUC
Molecule: messenger RNA, 1119 nt
Organism: Solanum dulcamara
Lineage: Eukaryota; Viridiplantae; Streptophyta; Magnoliopsida; Solanales; Solanaceae
Product: probable 2-oxoglutarate-dependent dioxygenase AOP1
Exons: 3
Coding region: 57-998 (313 amino acids)
Molecular function (GO): dioxygenase activity
Source: RefSeq, a predicted model, not a curated record